AGAUCCAAAUAAACUAGUACUAUCCUAAAAACAGCUUGGAUCAUUAGUUUAUUGCUGCUGAAUUAUUACAUUUUACGAUAUUUUUUUAACGCAAUGUCUGAGUUGUCGUCAGGAAUACGAGAAAAAAUGAUUUUCGAAUUUUGACUUGAAAUUUUGUAUCGAAACAAAUCUUAAUGAGAAUAGUUUAGUGUUUAAGUGUUAGAUUCUUUCGUUGUUGCUAUUCUAAGGUACACAACAAUAAGGUAAGAGUCCGAAUAGUUUUCAAGAUACUCAUAAAAGAUUAGAGUCUACAUAAUACACGUAAUCGUGAGUCAUUGGCGAUCAGUUAAUUAAGAGACUAACUCACGGAACUGAACAUUUUCUAAUAAAUAUAUUUUUUCUUUUUCUUAACAGCCUUCUGGUCAAAUUCAACUUCGUAAUGGUUUAUUAAUAAAUUUCGAUAUCAUUCCAAGUCAAGCUCCUAUAUUUUCUCAAAAAUUAUAUAAAUUUUCUCUUGAUAUUACUAAUAAUACAAAUAAAACAAUAUUUGUCGGUCAAAUAUCGGCUCAACCAUAUAAUAUAAAUCGAAGUCAUCUUGUUUAUGAAUUUAUUUCAUCAACGAAAUAUUUUAUUAUUAAUCCUGAUAAUGGUAUUAUUGAAUAUAUCACAAAUAAAUAUAAUAAUCAAACAAUAGAACAAUAUCAAAUCAUUGUUCGUGAUUUAAUUUAUCAACAAAAUACAACAAUUAAUAUAACAAUUCAUAUAUACAAAUUAGAAUUAAUUUCAUUUACUUCUCACAUUUAUUAUA
Molecule: messenger RNA, 787 nt
Organism: Rotaria sp. Silwood2
Lineage: Eukaryota; Metazoa; Rotifera; Eurotatoria; Philodinida; Philodinidae
Source: the annotation of a GenBank genome assembly